Messenger RNA from Nanorana parkeri, 580 nucleotides. RefSeq names its product putative Polycomb group protein ASXL2. Lineage: Eukaryota; Metazoa; Chordata; Amphibia; Anura; Dicroglossidae. Gene Ontology annotation, biological process: positive regulation of transcription by RNA polymerase II; animal organ morphogenesis. Gene Ontology annotation, cellular component: PR-DUB complex. The transcript is spliced from 5 exons. The annotation marks the transcript as partial. Gene Ontology annotation, molecular function: peroxisome proliferator activated receptor binding; chromatin binding. The record is from RefSeq and is a predicted model, not a curated record.
AUGUGCAGCGUGUUGUAUCCGGGGGGGCUGCGCUGCGGGCUCUAUGUAGUAAAAGUCGUUCCGUUGUUGGCCGUCCUUGAAGGAACCACAUCCUGUGCCGGGCAGAGUGGCAUUGGCCCCGCCCCCGAGAUGGAGGAUCUCCUGCGCUGUAUUGUGCACUUGCACAGCACAGUCCCCACCUCCGCCUCAUCACCGCACCAGAUCGGCAGUGAACUUUAUCAGGUGUUGGAGAAAUAUCACAACACUCCGAUGAGCCACAAAGAAAUCCUCCAGGUGAUCCAGCGAGAAGGACUGAAAGAGAUCAGCGGCACCUCCCCUCUGGCCUGCCUCAAUGCCAUGCUGCAUACCAACUCCCGGGGGGACGAGUGCAUGUUCUACAAAGUCCCCGGCAGAAUGGGGGUGUACACAUUGAAGAAAGAUGUGACCGAUGCGGGGAAGGAAUUGUCGGACUGCUCGGAGGACAGCAGCGAGGCUCAGUCCGAUUCGCAGGGCUCGGAGCGCAGCACCUCCAGCAGCAGCGGCAGCAGCACCAGCGCCGCCAGCAACAAGGACAGGACGAGGAGUUGCUGGAAGAGGAAAG